CUCUCGACGUCCCGCAGUUCGAUGUCGAGUAUGAAAGCGAACAAGCCCAAGUGUUGAACCAGAUGUUGAAUCCUGAACAGAAAUUUGUUUACGACUCGGUUUUGGAAGCUGUACAAGAUGAGAAUCCUAACACACCAAAGACAUUUUGCGUUAAUGCGUUUGCCGGAGCUGGAAAAACUUUCCUGUUUAGGACGAUCCUUCAUGCUGUUCGGGGAAUGGGCCACGUUGCCGUUCCCGUUGCGUGGACAGGUAUUGCUGCUGUGCUGUUGACCGGUGGAAGAACUGUACACUCUACUUUCAAGUUGCCCGUUCCGAUUCUGGAAAAUUCUUCGUGCCAUGUCAGACAAGAUAGUGCUGAAGGAAGGUACUUGAAGACUGCAAAACUUUUCAUAUGGGAUGAAUGCACCAUGACGCCUCAUUACGCUUUGGAAGCUGUCGACAGAUUACUGAGAGACUUGACCGGACUGGAUGUUCCUUUUGGCGGUAAAACCUUAGUUUUAGGAGGUGACUGGAGACAAACAUUACCUGUGAUCGCACACGGAAACCGAACUUCUGCGAUCGAGAGCUGCCUCAGAAAUUCCUUUUUGUGGUCACAUUUCAAACAGUGCACACUUUCUACGAAUAUGCGAUUGCAUCCGGAAGAACAAGAGUUUUCAGAGUGGCUUCUACAGUUGGGAGAUGGUCGUCUUAAAAAUGACAGUGGCUUGGAUGAAGACAUUAUCGAAAUUCCAUCUUUGUGUGUGGUAAACAGAUCGAUAGUAGAAGAAAUGUUUGGUUGCGGUAGUGAAUUCGACUUACAAGACUUGGCCAGUAAAGCAAUUUUAUGUCCAAAGAAUGAGGAAGCUCUGAAACUUAAUGAAGAAAUUCUUUCCAAGUUUCCAGGUCAAGUUUUCACACUCUACAGUGCAGACUCCGUUAUUUGCGAUGACGAAGAAGAACAAGACACGUAUCAGCUGGAUUUCAUCCACAGCCUGACGCCUUCUGGAAUGCCACCUCAUUGUCUGAAUUUGAAACUUGGAGUUAUAGUUAUGCUUCUACGGAAUCUAAAUCCAUCGGCUGGACUCUGCAACGGAACAAGGCUCAUUGUGAAGAGAAUUAUGCAAAACGUUUUAGAUUGUGAAGUCAUCUCUGGACAGAAUGCUGGAUCAAGAGUUUUCAUUCCACGUGUUGAACUUUCACCUUCAGAUUCAAACCUCCCCUUUCAGCUCAAGCGAAGACAGUUUCCUAUCAGGCUUGCAUUUUGUAUGACUAUUAAUAAGUCACAGGGACAGACGCUGAAGAAAGUUGGAAUUUAUUUACCGCAACCGGUUUUCAGUCAUGGAAUGCUUUACGUAGCUUUUUCAAGAUGUUCAUCUAUGAGGAAUGUUUCUGUUUUAGUGAAAGACACCAAGAAGCAAGGCCGUUUGAUACCUGGAUGUUCUAAAGUAUUCACAAGAAAUAUUGUUUACAGAGAGGUUCUGCAGUUAAAAAAAAAAAAAAAAAAAAAAAAAAAAAAAUUCCUCAACACUGUGAAGAUGAAACAUUGAGAUUUUUGCACACAAAUUGAAGUGAAUCAAGCCAACGUAAAACUAAAAAAGUUUGAGAUUUUUGGAUGAUUAGGAUAAACUGAAGCAAGUCAAGAUGAAGCUGAAACAGUUUGAGAAUUAUGCAUUAGUCGGUUUUAGGUCUGUCGUUACAAAGUAGAAUUUGGAGUUGUAUUAUUUUUUCAAUGUUGUAAAUAUUUUUUAUAAAUUUUCCUUUUCAGGUCUACAUGCAACUGCGGUCAUUAAUUUUAAAAAGUUUUAUGUAUUUUCUUUUUUAGGUACUUAUGGAACUGAUUUCAAUCACAUAAAAAUAUUUUUUUCAGGUGUAUAUAGAAAUGAUUUGAUUUAAAUUAAAAUGUUUUUAUACGUUUCUUUUCAGAUGUUCAUAGGUAUUUAUGGAACUAAUUUCAAUCACAUAAACAUCCACACCAACUUGUAAAUACUUCUUUUUCAGGUGUACAUAGAACAUGUAAAUUUCACAUGUAAAACAUGUAAAUGUGUCAGGCAGUUCAUGCCGUCAAAAGCCCGCCAAUGUCUUUUGUGCAAGAUUUUGAGUUCAGUAUAAACUUAUAACUAAUUUAUUUUAUUUAUUAUUUAUUUAUUUUUUAA
Messenger RNA from Stegodyphus dumicola, 2132 nucleotides. Its product is annotated as ATP-dependent DNA helicase pif1-like. NCBI's taxonomy places the organism in Eukaryota, Metazoa, Arthropoda, Arachnida, Araneae, Eresidae. The record is from RefSeq and is a predicted model, not a curated record.